GUCCGAUUGACGUAAAAAAGCAUCAUAACCUCAAAUUGUUGCGCUAUGGCAUGUGUAAGUCCAAAGGUCUUUUAAGUAUUAAUACUCGUUAUCCAAUUAAUACGAACCGAAGUGUGAAUACUAUCACUUAAAUAGUUUACGAUGUCAGUGCGUGGCCACCUUUUACUAACAAGGUUCCUGAAACAUAACCCUACUUUGGUGAGAUUCAAUUCCACAAAAUUAAACUAUGAAGAAAUACGGAUACCGGUUCCGUGGGGGCACGUGGCUGGGAAAUGGUGGGGACCCACCGACAAGAGACCCAUCUUAACCCUGCACGGUUGGCAAGACAAUUGUGGCUCCUUCAACCGUUUAAUCCCGCUACUUAACCCAGACGUGGGUUUUCUAGCCAUCGACUUCCCAGGACACGGUUACUCGUCCCGGAUUCCCAGUGGUCUCUACUGCCAUUUUGCAGACUACCUAAUCCUAGUACAGUAUUUAGUCAACUACUUCAAAUGGCCGAAAGUCUCGCUCCUGGGACACUCAAUGGGCGGAAUCGUCUCCUUCAUGUACACCAUGGUCUACCCCCAAAACGUAGACUUCCUAAUGUGCAUAGACGGCGCCAAACCCAUGAUUGUCGAAAACAAUAUACCCAGAAUAGCCCGAAAUAUUACCAAAUUUUCGCGCUACGUGCAGUUUGAAAUGAGUGACAAGGAACCACCAAGUUACACUAUUGAGGAAAUCAAACAUAAAAUUAGUUUACCCAAUAAAAAUUCCGUUAUGUAUGAGAAUGCUCACCACUUGAUGGAACGUAACAUCGCGCCUUCAAAAGUCCAUCCCGGGAAGUAUUAUUUUACGAGAGACCCUAGGCUAAGGGCGGGGGAAUUGGUGAACUGGCCACAGGAAGAAUCGUUGGCGUUUGCGAAAUUUAUGACUUGUCCUAUUUUCCUCGCAAAAGCGAUAAGGGGGUCAUACUAUGAAAUUAAGAAGAAUUUUUAUGACGUGUUGGAUGUACUUAAGGAAAGUAGUGUGGAUUGUCAGUACCAUCGGGUGGAAGGGACACACCAUGUCCAUUUGAAUAAUCCUGAAAUACUCGCUGGUUUAAUGAAGGAGUUUAUAGUUAAGCAUAAUACGGCGGAACGGGGUGGGGGCGGCAUGCACGAAGAAAUGAAGGUGGAGGGGAGGAACUGAGGAGUGGUAUUGUAAAAAAAAAUAAUCGUGUGAUAUGUUGUUUAUAAAAAGUUAAACUUUGAAUUCUACCUCCAUGUUUGGUCGCACCUGUUUGUUUUAUACACCUAGGUAUAUAUAAAUUGUAUCAUAUUAACCAAUUGUUAUUAUUUAUUUUUAAUAUAUGGCCACUAUACUAUAAAAAACAAAAAUAAAA
Molecule: messenger RNA, 1360 nt
Organism: Zophobas morio
Lineage: Eukaryota; Metazoa; Arthropoda; Insecta; Coleoptera; Tenebrionidae
Product: probable serine hydrolase
Exons: 2
Coding region: 142-1167 (341 amino acids)
Source: RefSeq, a predicted model, not a curated record